GGAGCGAAGCUAGCUCCUCGUGUACGUGCGGCCGAACAACCGAGAGAGCGUAGGGUACGGCCCGAGUACGCCGCCCGCGCGCUAGGAAAGACGGGCGCCCUGAUACCCGGACGGACGCGCGUACGAGCGAGAAAGAGGUGAGAAAGGCGAGGAGCCGAAUCGCGACGGCGAGUGUCGCCGGAUCGACGCCGGACGCGAGACGAGAGUGCCGCGAGCUCGUCGGCUCGGCCAGAGGAGAGGGACGACUCUUGCCCGGCCCGGGCCGCGAUGUGCGCGACAUGAGUGGCCGCGGCCGCGCUCUUAAGACCGGGAGCGCGUCGGCUUCGGAGUAGCGCGUGGCAAUCUGGGCGGCGCUCGGUCGCCGGUCACUCCCGCGAUGUCGAGUCGGCGCGGCGGUCGGUCGGCGCAGGUCGCACGGUCGGUGGGCCCGAGGCGCCCGGUCCCGGCGCCGGUCACGUGAGCGGCUGCGCGCCCUAGGAUGCGGCUCCCCGUUGCCGGUGGUGAAUCCCGCGGGUGGUCCCCGCGGCCGGGCGCGCCGCCUUCCGGCGUCCUGUGAGACGCGCGCGCGAGACAUAGGCAGGGACGUACGAGGGCGUUGGACGAGGCGGACGCGAGCGGGAAGCAAUCCGCGGAGGAGGAAAGAAGGAGCGAGCGAGAGAGGGCGAUAGAGGAGGAUAGAGAGAGAGGGUGCGCACGAGCCGAGCGGAAGCGAGAUAGCCCGUCUAGUGCGCGCUCGCUCGGGGCACGGAGGAGUGUUCGGGCUCCGUGGCAGCGGGAAAGUGGUGCGUGCGAGGUUCGCCGUCGACGGUCGUGCGUGCGUGCGUGCGCGCGUGGUCGGCCAGUGGUGCUCGGUGGCUGGCUGGCCGCCGCGGGAGUCCUCGUCGAGAGGCCGCCGCGGCCGAGGGAGGCGGAGGGCCCCAGCCACCGCGCGGAGCCGAGUGUCGCCGAGUGUGCCCGAGUGUGCGGCCGAGUGUCCCCGAGCGGCCCGAGUGGCCGCGCGGGAGUGUGACCGGGCCCCGUGUGUGACCCGAACCGGGCCGGACUCGGCCCGCCCAGGAGGGAGGGAGUGCCCAGGUCGGCGAGUUGUGUGUCGUUGUACGGUGCCGCCAAACGAUACCACAACAUCCGAUCCCAAAUGAAGAGUUCGGAGCAAAAUGGUUAGAGAGACACGUCACCUGUGGGUUGGAAAUCUGCCGGAAAACAUCCGAGAGGAUCGCAUAAGAGAGCACUUCAAACGGUAUGGACGCGUGCAGAGCGUCAAGUUGCUGCCACGGGGCGAGGAAUGCCCCGUGGACGGUGGUUCCGUCGGGGCCCUUGGCGAGGGUGCCGAGGGUGUCUGCGGCUCCGGUUCCGGCGGCGGCGUCGGUGGGGGUGGAGGUUCCGGGACGUCCAGCAGCGGCGGCGCCUCGGCGACGGUGGCGUUCAUGGAUAUCAAGUCCGCGGCGAAGGCCCACGCGACCGAGCACACCCUGGACGAACGAGCUCUUACUACCCAGUACUAUGAACCCCAGCAUCUGCAGCACAGGUUUCCCUCGCACGGAAGCGCGGACCGGGACCGGGACGAUCAUGGAUCCGGAGUCGGCGUGGGCAGCGGCGGCGGCGUCGGCGGCGUCGGAGGCAGCGGCGGAGGUGGCAGCGGCGGAGGCGUCGGCGUCGAGGCGUUCGAGCCGCGCGGCUCCCACGGCGGGUUCUACGGGGGCGAGCGGGGUGACCGAGGGGAGAGGAGCGGCCGCGGCGUGGCGGGCGGCGGCGGCGUCGCGGCGGUGGACGCUGGGGGCGAGCCCGGGGGCUACCUGCCCCGCGGGCGGCCUCCCCCUCCAGGGGGGUACCACGUGACGUCGACGAGAGCGAGGGACCGGCUGUACCCCCGAGCGGGGCCCUACGGGCCCGGGGGCCCGCCGCCCCCGCCUCCCCACCUAGACCGCCACCGGGGGAGCCUGCCCCCGACGGCGUGGUCCAGCUACGAGUCCUCGGGGACGAGAUACGGCUCGUCGUCCUCCUCGUCCUCCUCCUCCGUGGGCCAGUCGGGCGCGACGCCCUCGGGGGACUGCUACCAGCAGCAGCAGGAUGAGGCGGGUGCGGCCGCGGGGGCGGUCGGCGGCGGCGCGGGCGGCGCCCCUCGACAGCACAAGAAGCAGCGCAGGAAAUCGCGGAGCGGCAGCAGCUCGCCCAGCGGCUCGAGUCGCUCGGCCAGCAGCACGAGCAGCCGCAGCCGCAGCCGCAGCGGGAGCUCCGGAGGCAGCAGCACGGCCGCCGGCAGCUCCUCCCCCGGCAGCUCGCCGCGCCGGGGGUCGGGCGGCGGCCCCGGGGGCGCCGCCGUCUCCGAGGACCGCCGACCUCUGGCCAUCUGCGUGCGCAACCUGCCGGCCCGCAGCAGCGACACCUCCCUCAAGGACGGCCUCUACCACGAGUACAAGAAGCACGGCAAGGUCACCUGGGUCAAGGUCGUCGGGGCCGCUGGCGACCGGUACGCCCUGGUCUGCUUCAAGAAACCCGAGGACGUCGAGAAGGCCCUCGAGGUCUCGCACGACAAGCUCUUCUUCGGGUGCAAGAUCGAGGUCGCCCCUUACCAGGGCUACGACGUCGAGGACAACGAGUUCCGGCCGUACGAGGCCGAGCUGGACGAGUACCACCCCAAGGCCACGCGCACCCUCUUCAUCGGGAACCUCGAGAAGGACACGCCCGCCUCCGAACUCAGGAAGCACUUCGAGCCCUUCGGCGAGAUUAUCGAAAUCGACGUGAAGAAACAAGGAUCCUCGACGAGCUACGCGUUUUGCCAGUACUCCGACAUCGAGAGCGUCGUCAAGGCUAUGCGGUCCAUGGACGGCGAGCACCUAGGGGCCAACCGGCUCAAGCUGGGAUUCGGCAAGUCCAUGCCCACCUCCUGCGUCUGGGUGGACGGGAUCGGAGAGUGCGUCUCCGAAAAGUACCUGAACGUCCAGUUCCACCAGUUCGGCCCGAUAACGCAGGUCGUCGUCGACCGGGAGCGCGGCCACGCGCUCGUCUUCUUCGAGCAGAUCAGCUGCGCCCAGGCGGCCGUCAAAGAGAUGCGCGGCGCCACCCUCCGCGGGCGCCGCCUCCAGGUCGACUUCGCGUCCAGGGAGUGCCAGGACGCCUUCUACGAGCACCUAGAGCGACAGGGCGUCCCCGGGGAGAAGCCCUGGGAUUCCAGGCCCUCCCCGGCCGCCAACUUCGACGUCGCGAGGGAGCGGAGCUUCGAGUCGUCGGUGACGGUGCCGAGCGCGGGUAGCAGGUUCGCCCGGUAUGAGACGCCGCCCCGGGCGCGGACGGCGAGCUACUCGCGCAGCGGCAGCGGCGGCGGUGGAGGAGGCGGCGGGGGUGGCAGCGGAGGCGGUGGCGCGGGCGGCGGCGGAACUCCUGGGGCGAGUCCGGCGCACCCCACGGCGAUGUCGCGCAGCGGGCGCAGCCGGUACCAAGCCGACCCGUACUACGAGGCGGACUACGGGGAGCCGGCGGCGCGCAGCCGGUUCCGGGCCUACGACGAGUUCAGCCAGGGCAGCGGCGCGAGCCACGACGACUACGAGCCGGGGGUUAUCGGCGAAACGAAGAUCGUCGCCGAGGACGACUGCCCACCCCCGUCGUCCUUGCGGCGCCACGCGGUGCAAAGCGUCGUGACGAGCGUCGAGCCCCCGGUGCCGCCCCCGCCGCUGCUCCCGCCCCCGGACAUCCGACACCUGCAGAAGGAGCGGGUGCACCUGCUGGAGCAGCUGGAGGAGUGCCACAGCAGCGGCGACGAGGGCUUCGCCCCGAAGAAGCGCGCCAAGCUCGAGGGAGCGACCAUCCUCUGCGACGACGACGAGCCCGAGAUUGCCAACCUCCUGGUGACCGCGCACUCGGCCGGCCGGAAGGGGAUGGACGUGAGGAGGGUCAGCGACGGGAAGGUGAUCGUCCACCACGCCCCGAGGAGGGCGAGCUGCGAGGCGCGGGGCGCCGGCCCGUGCAAGCGGCGUCGCGACGCCGCGAGCCGGCACCACGAGCACCACGAUGGCUCCAGGCCCGGCACGCCACUCGUCGACGAGCGCCCCGAGAACCUGGUGCCUAGCGAGCCGAGGCGGUUCCGCGAGCGCAGCCACGAGGGCCCUCUCUCGUUGCCCCUGCCCAGGUUCGCCGCGCAGAUGAUGAACAGCGGAGGUGGUGGUACCGGCCGCUCGGUCGGCGCCGGCCCGAACAAGCUGGCGAGCCCGCCCGGGGUGGCGGGCAUCCCGAACGCCGCGAGCCCGCGGACGGCCCCGCAGCCGCCCGCCUCGCCGCCGCCCCGGCAUCCCAGCCCCAGCCCCACCAGCUCGGACAGCGAGACCGCGCCCCAGUCACCUAGCCUGGAGGAGCGCAUCCGCUCGCUCGACGAGAAGUACGAGAAGUGGUCCGGCUCGCGCGCCCUGAGCGCCGCCGGCGGCGACGCGCUCGCCAAGCUCGACGCCUCGGCCACCGAGCGGUUUCGCUUCCGGCACAAGCUCCUCGACCUCGACCUCCACGAGGUCCAGCCCUCGGACAUCGUCAAGUCGGUCCUCGCCAAGCGGAGCGUCUUCGACGAGGACUCGAAGCGCCUCGAGAACUUCAGCGAGAAGUACGAGCCCCGGGAGUUCACCGGCGUGAUCGGCGUCGGCUCCAUGAUCGGCACCGGGAGCCUCGUCGGCUGCACCGGGAAGGUCUGCCUGCAGUACCCGUUUCCUAGUCACCCGCCGAUGCAGCCGACUGGCGGCGUCGCGACGACCCUGCCCUCGGCCAUCCCGAGCCUGUCGCCGGUCCUAAAGACGGACUCGAGGAUCGUCCACAACUGCGUGCACCCGGUCCCAGCCACGCCGAUCACGCCCGGGGCCUCCUUGAAGACCGUGAGCCCCGAGCUGCCGCCGGUCACCCUGCCGGUGAUCGGCUCAAGCGGGGCCGGCGCCGCCGGCAUCGGCGGCAUCCCCGGCAUCGGCGUUGGCGUCGGCACCGGUGGUUUACCCGUGGGAAGCUCCACCACCAACAGCGCGAGCGGCUCCCUAAGCGCUUCGACGACGCGAGCUAACGUCCCGCCCGGGCUGACGGCGUCGGCCGGCGCGUCGACGUCCGCGACGCCGAGCGUCGCGACACCCCUCGCCAUCCCGGCGACGGGCUGCCAUCCGCCCACCGCGACGUCGACAGGCGCCGUUCUGUCGGCGUUCUCCUCCGUCUCGUCGAUGUCGUCGCUCUCCUUGUCCUCGUCCUCGUCUUCGCUUUCGUCGUCCUCGUUGUCCUCGACCUCCUCCACGUCCUCGACCUCCUCGACGGAGGCCACGCGGAGCAGGUCGAGGAAGGAGGCGAGCACCCUGAACGGCCGAGAGAGCAAGGACCCCCGCGAAAACAGGGAGACCAACAAGGACACCGGCAGGGAGUCGAGGCACGGCAAGGGGAAGGACUGCGCCACCAGGAGGUCGCUGUCCAGGAAGGAUGACUUCCUCGAGGCCGAAAAGGCGAUCACGACAGCGACAAGGAGGGAUCGCGAAGACAAGGAAGACCGAUUGAACCCUCCCGCGAGUGGAGAAACGAGCGCAGCGAGCGGAAACGCGGAGGCGGAAACGCACCCCAGAGAAGCGAAGGACCCCAAGGAAGGAAGCAAGCACGAGAGAAAGGAAAGAGACGACAGGAACGACAGGGACAGGGAGAGGAGAGAGAGGGACGAGCGCGAGCGACAGGAGAGGAGGGACAGGGAGGAAAGGGAGAGGACGGAGAGGAAGGAAAGAGAGGAGCGCGAGAGGCUGGAGAAGGAGCGGCACGAACGGCAGGAGAGAGAGCGACGGGAGAAGGAGGAACGACAACAGAGGGAGCACGAGAGAGACAGAGAGAGGAAGGAGAGGGAAGAGGCGGAAUCGCGGGAACGGCGGGAGCGCGAGGAGAAGGAGAGGAGGGAGAAGGAGCGGAAGGAACGGGAGGAGAAGGAAAGACUAGAACGGAGAGAGAGGGAGGAGAGGGAGAGGCGCGAGAGGGAGCAGCGCGACCGGAUGGAACGGGAACGACAGGAGAAGGAGCGCGCGAGGAAGGAACAGAGGGAGAGGGAGGAGCAGGACAGGCGAGACAAGGAAGACCGAGAACGUCGCAGAGAGAGGGAGCGGAACGAAGAGAAGGAGCGACUGGAGAGGGACAGGAAGCGCGAGCGCGAGAGGGAGGAGAAGGAGCGCCUGGAGAGGGAGAGGCGGAAGGAGAAGGAGGAACGGGAACGACAGGAGAGGGAGAAGAGGGAAAAGGACGAGAGGGAGAGAGAGAAGCACGACCGGGAGAAGAGGCGCGAGCGGGAGGACCGCGAACGGCGCGACAGGGAGGAGCUGGAGAGGCGCGAUAAGGACAGGCGACGCGACCGGGAGGAGAAGGAGAGGGACAAGGACAAGGAGAAGAGGGACCGCGAAGAGGGCACCCCAAGGCGCCAGCAGCCCCUGGAGAACCACCGUCCUUGCUCGCCGGCGUCCGUCCCAACGCCCUCGACGCCGGCGUCUGCGAGCACUCUGACGGUCGCGGCGUCGCCGGCGACUCUCGGCGCGACGGCCGGAGUCCCGGGCUCCGCUACUUCCAGUCCCACGGGGGCGCCGACCGGCGCCUCCUCCGGGACCACCAACCACCAGACGACGGGCGGCGCGGCGGCGCUCACCGGGAAGCGUCGGUGCUCCUCGCAGGAGGCCUCCGAGGAGGAGCCCAAGCGCAUGAGGGUCUCCACCGAGCACCGCAGGGAGAGCAAGGACCGACCUAGACAGAACCGAAAAUCGGAGGAUCGCAAGCACCGCGGCACCGAGCAUCGCGCCAGCAGAGACAGUCGCGACAGUCGCGACAGCCGCGAUAGCCGCGACGGCCGCGACAACCGGGAGAGCCGAGAGGUCAAGGAGACCAUCGCCGCUACCCAGCACGACCCUGCAAAGGACUCCCCCGAGCAGCACCCUUCGCUGCAGAAGGAACAUCAGCACUUGGCCAGAGAGAACUGUCGAGACUCCGGCAAGGACAAGCAGCGCAGCAGGCGGAACCGCCUCGAGCGCCCCGAGAAGGACAAGGACAAGGACGCCAGGGAGCGCAGCCCCAGGGUGGCCCAUGGCGAACCCGACAAGGAGUUCCUGUCCAGGCUGGAGUUGUCUAAAAGGAACGACUCCGCGGACCAGCACCAUCCUCGCGAUGGUCAUCAUCACAGCGAUCUGGACGAUGGGCUCCUUUCGACCCAUGAGAUGCAGGCCCUCAGGCAUCCCUCAGCUACCGACACCGAUAGCGACGAACCCAAAAAGCACUCCAUCUUUGAUAUCGUCGACGACGAGCCCGCCUACAUCAGCAUGUACGACAAGGUCAAGGCCAGGUCUACCAAAAAUAUGCAGAAAUUGGAGGAGGAAAAGCGGCAGGUCCGACUCAAGGACAAAUUCUCGCAGCUCAAGCAGAGUCGAGCUAGGCGCGAGGAGAAAAAGCAGAGCACCAGCUGGGACGGCGAUUCCGUCAGCAGCAAGGCCCUCACCGAGGACGAGGCCACCUCCGAGUCCGACUCCGCCAGAGCCAAGUCCUUGUCCAGGAAGGGCUCGAGGUCCAGGAUUCACUCCGACACCAGCGAGGAGGAAGAGGUCGGCGCCUUCGGCUCGAAGAUGCGCAAGGUGAAGACGGAACAUUUCCUAGAAUGCGACGUGGACCUGGGUUUCGCGGACACGGAGGAGAAGCACCAUCCCCUGGAGCCGACGAGCGUGGUGUCAGGAGGAACGACGAUGAACAAUGCGCGCAGCGUCAUCGUGAAGGAGGAGGUGAGAACCUCCGACGACGAGGACAGGACGAGCGGCGCGACGGCGUUCCGGGGUGCUAACCGGCCGGUCAACAACCACGAGAGGGAGGCAAGGAAGAAGAGUCACAAGAAGAAGCAGAAGCGCCAGAAGAGCUUGGUGCCGGAAGAGGCGACCUCCAAGACCGUAGAAACCUCGGAAGAGCAUCCGCGAGGCAAGGCGAACGCUAUCGCGGCGACCGCGGCGGUGGCGGUGUCGGCGACAGGAGCAACGGCGUCGGCAACAGGAGCAGGAGCGAUCGCAGCAGUUGCAGCGGUUACAGCACCCACGGAGAGUGCAGGCGCAGCGGGACCGGUACCAUCCUUACCGCCACCGCCGCCGCCCCCAAGACCAGCGGUACCCUCGACGACGACCGUCACGUCCACGGCGACGUCGCCCGCGGCGAGCGACGCGGCGACGACCGCGACGAGUCCCUCUACGCCAGGGACGCCGACUUCCACGGCGAAUCAGCCCACCGGCACCAACAUCGCCGAGGGCGUCGAGGAGAGUGCAAGGCCCGACAAGCGACAACGCAACAAGAAGGAAAAGCGUCGCGAACGCACCGUCGAGGACAAGGUCAAGGCCCGAAGGAAGCGUCUGGGUCGCCAGGAAGGCAGGGACUCGCAGAGGAUGGAGGACAUCUUCGGGCCGAUCUCGGACGUGGACGAGGCGCCGAAUGCGUUCUUCGAUCGGCUCGGUAGUUUGCCCGCGACGAACUCUUACGCGUCCGAUAGCGAUGGCGCCCACAGUCCGCUGAUCGACGUCGACCGGGCGCGUCGCAAAGCCGAGCGGAAGCGUCGCCACCAGCCGGAGGACGAGGACAGUGUCGACCUGGCCGAGGCGGGACGCGAGAUAGAGGCGAAGUUGUUGGGCUUGCAUCCUGUCUCGCCGAAGUCGGCAGGCGGCUGUCCGGAUAUCCACGAGCGGGACCACGACGUCUUCCGGUUCACCGAUGACAACGACAGCGUCGAGACGGCGGCGCCCACCGCCGUGCAGGAGAAGAUUAAGGAAAAGAAGAAGAAGCGCAAGAAGUCGAAGGAGGAGCGCGCCAGGAAGGACUACCAUCACCAUCAUCACCACCACCACCAUCACCACCAUCAUCACGAGAAGGCCGCGGCGGCGGCUGCCGCCGGGACGCUGCCUUUCAUUGGGGAUGAGCCCAGUCCACCUAGGAGUAUUGGUCAGAUCCAUCCGAAGACGGCGUCGCCGGCGUCCGGGUUACCGGCGUCGCGUGACGCUCUUCUGAGUCCCAUCCCGAAGAUCGCGCCCACCGCUGUUUCUGGGGUCGCGUCGCAAGCACUCGCCGGCAUUCCCGCCAAGCCUGAAAAGAAGAAGGACAAGUUCAUUCCUGGUUUCGGGACGGAGAUCGACGAGACCAUUCACGAGAACGCGGUUAAGAGCAUCUCCGUGCCCGAGGAGAGGAGGGACCCCGAGAGGGGGUCCUGCGCAAGGGAGGAGCCGGAGGCGGCGGCGCCGACGACGCCCCCGCCGCAAGUCGAUAAACCAAGGGUGGUGAUCUCUCAGGAAGAGACGGAGGACGCCGUCGCCGCCCUCCUCGAGGAGACCUUCGGCGGCUCUACGGAAGAUUUCUCCUAUGAAGGUGACGAAGAGGCCACGGAACCUGACGGAGCGGCUGGUCCUGCGACCGAAGCUCCCGAGGAGGACGUUGAAGAAAUGCAGCAGGCGGUCGAGAGUCUGAACGCAUCCGGGGAGGCCGAAGCCGAGACCGAGGCGGAACUGGAGCCCGAGCCGGAACCGGAACCGGAGCCGGAAGCAGAGCCGGAACCGGAACCGGAGCCGGAAGUCGAAUCGGAGCCGGUGGCGGAGCCAGAACCCGAGGCCGAGCAGGAACCGGAGGCUGAAGUGGAGGCCGACCUAAAGCCCGACACUCCCCAAAGCGAGCAUGACCUGCAAAUAGACACCGACACGGAGGAGGAUCCCAACUACGAGACCUUCGACCUGACUCAGCCCCCGAAGACGCCGGACAUCCCGUCGUUCUAUAAGGCCCCCAGUGGAGCGAAGACGCCUCAGUCAGCAGAGAAACCGCCAUUGGAGGUGCGCUCGACGCCGACCAGCGUCGUCGCCACGGCCAAGACACGCAGUCCACCUGCUACUGUCAUCGCCCAUUCUUGGAGUGUAAAUGGUCACAAGCAGUCAAGGGAUGUGACUAAAGCGGCAGCACCGGCAGAUACCCUUGCCUCUCCGUCAUCGUCCACCAUCGUGGUGACUUCAGAGAGCGACAGGACCCCUGCAUCCGCACCACCGACGCAGUACAAGGCGCCGUUGCUCGUCACUUGCGGAGUGCCGGUCGUCACCGAGGCACCCAGGGUGGUGGCGCAGGUCGCAAGUCCAAAACCAAGUUUGCCAUCGCCCUUGCCUCCGUCGACGCCCCCCGUGGGACCGGCACCAACUCCCUCGGCGUUGUCCAGUCCUACUGGCCAGCAACAGGUGCAUCAACAACUCCAGCAAUUGCAACAACCGCAGCCUCCUCAGCAACCUCAACAGCCACCGCAACCUCCAUUGUACCAGAGAUUGUCGGUUUCUCCACAGUCUCAGGUGGUGCGCCAGAUGCCGCCCUGCAGAGUGCAGAACGCCCUGACCUCGGGCUCCGUGUCCACGUCUAACCAGGCACCUUUGCCCCCGUUGGUGCCAUCUCGAGUGUCGCCGAUGGUUCCUGGCCAGCUUUCACCACGCAUACCACAGCCCAUGUCUCCAACCAAUGGACAGUGGUCAAGGAUGGCCACGGCCCCGGGUCCCAGGGUGUCCAGCCCAAGUGUCGGAGGCAAGCCGUCACCACCACCGGCCAGGAUCCCCGUCAGCGUCCCCAUCUCUGCUCAUCGACCCGAUGUCACCGCCCAGCAGAUUUACUCCACAGCUGCGGCUAGCCAGCAGCCGGUGAUCCAACAUGCACCCGGGAUGCGUGCCCUGGCUCCGAAUUACCCUCGGGGAGGUUUACCUCCACUGACCUUGAGCAUUCCUCCGAGACCCUACAUGCCGGUUCCACCUCUUGCUCCAGGAAGCGGGAUCAAGGUCGCUAGGGACGUGGCAGUCAAGUCCGUCAUAGAGACCCUGCUUCCGGUGAACUCCAACGAGCUGCCCUCUCAGAGGCUGGAGGAACCCAAGUUGUCCUCGGCGGUCAUCCCGGAGCCUGUCAGCAAGGCCUCGACCUCGCCGAAGGUGCCCUCGCCUAAUCAGCCGCCUACCUACAUUCCGGAGACGGCGAAGAUAGAGAUCAGCGCCAGGACGGUCACGCCUCCUGUCUUUGGCAAGGCCGUGGCUGUCCCGGUCGUCCCCAGCGGCGCUAUUGGCGGGGUCUCCUCUGCUGUUAAUUCGAGUUUCACCGUUAAUUCUAUCGUAAACGUCGCCGUAGGCGGUAACGUUGGACCCGAAGAAGGCUGCCAUCCGUCCCCCAGGGCCCAGAAGUUGGUUACCGUCUCCAUACCCGAUGGGAACAUGGCGUCGCCUAGGCAAAAGCAGGAGCUUCAGAGUCAUCAGCUCUUGACCACGACUCAGGUCUCCAGGUCUUCCACGCCGAGCCCGGUGAUCGUUGCCCAUGGACACUCACAUCUGGUCCAUAAGAUGCCAUCCGCAGGGCUCAGGUCGCCGGAUCCUGGGGUCAACAUCACCCAGGCUGUUCACAAGGCUGCGCUUCCGGUGGUACCUGUCUCUUCAUCGGUGACCCCGAUCACUGCAGCACAUUCUCCGGUCUCGUCGGCUCAGUGCCCGAUUACCGAGGUCGUGACCUCGGUGCCAAGUCAGAUCGUCACCGCGGCCCAGGGUGUACCUUCGAGCAAGCCGCAUCAUCUUCUGCCCCCGUUAACCCCAACUUCGAUCCAAGGUGUUCCAGGUCACACGAAACCACCUGCGACCUCGAGUUCACCCGAACAUCACGUGAAGCAAGAAUCCAUCGAGGUCGAGCAGACUCAGAACCUUCAGAGCGACCACGAACAGCCUAUGCAAUUGACUCCACCCGUGAGACCAGCAGCGGAAACUCAGGACAUUGCGGAAGUUGCCGAAGAGCCAAAGCCUAGUCUAGACACCGAAAUUAAAGCGGUAAAACAGGAGAAGGAAACGAUUGAGAAAGAGGAGUCCAGGGUUCUUGGCAGAAGGCCGUCGACCGAGGUCACGGUAUCCGUCAAGGUGGAACAGGAAGUACCACCAUCGGUUAAAGAGAACCCUGAAGAGGUCGAGAAGAAGGCUAACGUCAAGGAAGAGAACAUCCCUGUGAAGGAGGAAUCUAUCGUGCAGGUGAAGGACGAAGUCGUGACCGUCAAGGCGGAGAAUUUGGACAUCAAGCAGGAGUUCAAGCCUGACGAUGCUGAUUUGGAUGAAGAGACCCUGGACCAUCUUCGGGAGCCCAACACCGAUCCUUUGGCCAUUGACACGAUGAAGGAGGACCCCAGCGACAGCAAAGAGGACAGCGACUACUGGUCCGCGAAGGAGGUGAACAUCGAAAGCGUCAUUAAGAAGGUGGAUGCCCUCUGCGAUGGCGACGACGAGGCGUCGCGUCCGGGUGCGGACCGGAACGGGGACCAUCAGGAGACCAUCAAGAUCGAGCCAGCGGAGUCUUGGUUCGACGCGGAGAACGCCGAUGCCGAGCACAAGAAAAGUCUCUCCAGCGAGGACCACGACGAAGGCGUAGAGACUUGUGAAAUGGAUUCGUUGACGUCGUCCUCGACCACCAGGACGCGUCGAGGUAGGAAUAAGGGGCGUCGCGGUGCCGCCUCCGGUCGUGGGGCCGGAAACGCCGGAGCAGCCGGUGCAGGAAUGACGACCAGACGAGGAGGACGCAACGUGGCGAACGCUGCUCAUCGACGUGGGGGCAGGACCACCAGGGGUAACAAGCACCAGGAGAAGAGCAAGUUGCCAGCCGAUGUGUACGAAUUCCACGACGACAGCGAAGAGGACAACGCGGGCCGACCCAGACUCAUCCUGACCAUCAAAUCGCCAGGGCCGAACGUGGCCGGGAACAACGCGCAGGCCGUCGCUCCGGUCGCCGCCGUCAAGGAAGUGCCGCCCGAGGAGUUCGUCUCGCCAGCGGCGAACACCCGGAAGUCGAGGAGACUCGCCGAAAAGGACGGCAGCCGCAGCACCGUGGACGACGUCAUCGAGUACGUCGUCCGCGGUUCCGCGGUGAACAAGGCGGCCGCCACCGGGGCGGCGGUCCACGCGACCAGGAGGAGCACCAGGCACAACAACACCCUGAGGAUGGCCCAGCAGUCGGUCCUCUCGGGACAGGCGCAGCCAAUCCCCGGCGUGACCAAUACUCUGCAGACGGGAGGCUCAUCCUUGGCGAACGCCUCGGCGGAGCCGAGGAAGUCGUCCAGAGGGAGUCGCAAGGCCGCGCGACGCGCCUCCGAGAACAACGACGACAGUGGCGAGGAGAAGAACAGGGACCUUCCGAUCGCGUCUUCAGGGUCUUCGACCUUGUCGACGCCGACUCUCGCCAAGCCUGGCGAGGUGCAAGAUGUGCACAGGUCGCAACAGCCGGCCAAGAAGGAACCUGCAACGCACGACGGGAUUAAAGUCAAGAUAGCGGAGGAGACUGGCCAGGGUGGGACCUUGCCAGCACAGAAGCCCACCUCCCAUGAGCCCAUGACCCUGAUAGACCCGGUCACCGGGAUGCUGAUACCGAUGCGCGAGUCGGAGGAAGGUCAGUACAUACCAGUCUCCACGAGUGCUGGUCUAGCGACCAGGCCUGUGACAACGGAUUCGCGUGCUCCUUUAGCUGCCGGUCCCGUCAUCGGGGAUGUCUCGCGAGCCAGGCUGGCUCCUCAGGGAACCUGCCAGGUCCACGAGGCGCAGGAAGAGAAGAAGCCAAUGGAAAAGCCGUCUCCUGUCAUAGAGGCCAAGGGGCAAACACCAUCGAUACCGGGCGGGAAGCCGCGUUCUCCAGGGCCGCAGCUUCCUCUGCAUUCGGUCGCUCCUACCCUGGUUAUCCAGGCCGCCUCCACGACGGCGGUCGUUUCUACGGCCACCUUGUCCACGUCGACGGCGAGCAUAGCUUCCAGCGUGACCAACGUCUCGGCACCGGUCACCGGUGUCUUGGUGGUAACGCAGCAAACUUCCGUCUGCUCCUCGCAGACCAAACCUACGAGUCUGAAAGCUCACGUCCUGAAUGCCAGCAAACUGGCCAAUCCAGCGCAACAAGUUGUCACCAAACCAGUUGUGACCACCGUGCCCGGUCAGACCGUCGUCCAGAACGUGGGAAAACAACCCGCCCCGACCAUCCAGGGCUUGAACCUCCAGAUACCGGUCGGAAGAGUAGUUUCUCCGAGCCUCAGUCCACGUACCAAGCAGCCUCCGGGCACUGGGAAGCAGCUGCAACAAGGCCAGCCCAUGUCGCCGGUCCUCGGCAGUGCCGUUCCUCCCAAUCCCAAACAGCAUCUUCUUCAGGCCGCCAAACAGCAGGCGGUUCAUCCUCAUCCGCAGGCGCAACCACCUACGAUUAUCGGUCACCCUCAGAAAUUACCUAUCAACGUACAUCCUCCCAACGUUCCGACCGUCGUCGCUCCUGCGCAGAGGAUCCAUCAGGUCACCCCGCAACCCGUUGCCCUCAAGGUCGUAAAUGGCCAGACGCAUCCUCUGAAUCCGAAAGCGCACCUUUUGCAGGCCGUAGCUUCGCCCAUCAUCACCGGCAAUGCCGCGAGUCCGCCUACUCAGUCUCAUCUUAUUGGUCCACAAGCCAUGGUCACUGGAGGCAGCUGCUCUAGGUCUGCCGCUCCGAAGCCCCAAGUUCAGAUUUCCGGAACGAUGGAACCUCCCAAGGUAGAAGUUUCCAUGUCCGGGUGCAUUAUGGUACCAACAGCCAGUCCACAAGGUCGAGUGCCCAUAUCCAACUACGAGGCGACUCUUCAUGGCGCUGGUGCUGCUCCGUCACCUGGGAGUCAGUACGGACUGGUUCCUCCGCAUCGUUCCCAGAGUCCUCCGUUGCCCCCACCUGCCCAUCAUCACGCUAAUGCUCCUCAGGGGGAUGUUGUCAACCACUAUGGAGGUCUCGCUCGGGGAGAGAUACCAGCACACUAUAUGCAUCAGCAGGUACUUCAGUACCAGUACCUACGCGCCCACCAGGAAGCCCUGACGGCACCUAGAAUAGCCUAUCACGUCUCGGGCACCAGGUCACCUCACCUACCAUUGGAUCCCAAGUUAGACACCGUGGCGGCCGGAGAAGAGGGUCACAGUCCCCCGCUAGAAUUAAGACGUGGCACCAGGACCCCACAGGACCGUACUACUGACAGCCCCCAGGUCGCUCAAGUAUACAUGUUGCAUAGCGGAACCAGAUUACCGCCCCAAUACACCGGGAACAACACCGCUUUGAGUGGUGCACCCGCGGGACCACCACGAGGCGGAUAUUACGAGCCUCCGCCUGCUCAUUUGCGCUCUCAAUACCCCAUGGCUGGCAGCGAAGCACCCACCGACAGGGCCAUAACCCCGGACAGACCACCCCGAAAGCACCAGGUCGCCACCCCGCCUCAUGUUUCCCAGGUACCUCCGCAGGCAGACUCGUUGCUGAUGCUACUGCAGAGGUAUCCGGUCAUGUGGCAAGGUCUUCUGGCGCUGAAGAACGACCAGGCAGCGGUGCAGAUGCACUUCGUCUUCGGCAAUCCCAACGUCGCCAGAGACAGCCUGCCGUGCAACAACGACGGCUCCACGCCUCCCCUUAGGAUUGCCCAGAGGAUGCGACUAGAGCAAACUCAGGUCGAGGGUGUCGCCAGGAAGAUGCAGACUGACAACGAGCACUGUAUGCUGCUCGCCCUGCCCUGCGGUCGCGACCAUUUGGAUGUGCUGCAGCAGAGCAAGAAUCUCCAGACUGGAUUCAUCACAUACCUGCAACAGAAGCAGGCUGCUGGGAUCGUCAACAUCGCCGCGCCUGGCUCGCAGCAGCCGGCAUACGUGGUGCACAUAUUCCCAUCGUGCGACUUUGCAAACGAGAGCCUGGCCAGAAUCGCGCCGGACCUCCUGCACCGGGUCGCGGAGAUCGCGCACCUGCUCAUCGUCAUCGCCACGGUCUGAGAAGAGAUACUGCGUUGGAUCUUAUCUUCCGUAGACCCGAAGACCGGGGGACUCCCAAGUGGACCCCCGGCCGGGCCAGUGCCGCCUCCUGGAGGCCUCGUCGCGUCCAUCGGCGACUUCCUGGGGCCUACCCGGACGCGCGGCGAAACCGACCCGCGACUCAACCCGGACCCGCGGGGGACUCCCCGAGUAGUCCCCCGAUUGCAUCGCUGACAAUCAAAUGGAGAACCGACCCGGUCCUACGCCGGCUGGAUCUGCGUGAGGUUGCCGAUCGCGCCCAGCGAGGUCCCCGUGCCCGAGGGACGGGCCGGCACCGUCGAGCUCCCGAGAUCCUCGGCGUGCCCUCCUCUCCCCGGCUGAGCCCUUCCCAGGGCGCCCAGCCCAGACAAUUUGUAGGGGCGACCGACUUGACUCUUGGUCUCCCCGACAAGUGCGUCGACGCGCACGGGCUCCUCCCCGAAGCCCUCGAGAAAACCCGGAACACCCCGAGUGUGUAUAUACGUACUGAUAUAUGCACACGUACACGCCCAUAAGAUAUAGCAGUGCCGCGCGAACGUAGAGCAGAAGAGAGGUACCGAUGUCCACCACCCGCUUCUCUGGAGAUGGUGCGCGCGGUCGCGGCCGUGCUCCGCCGCCCACCCACAGACACACAUACACAGACACGUACACACCUACCUUAUACACGAAUUACUUUGUAAGGCAUAGACGUUAAUACUGUAAAGAUUAAGUGAGCCAGCGAGGGCAUAACUACUGUGAUUUUAAUUAUUUAACGAUAUAUAUCUACAUGAUGGAAAACAUAAAUGAGGCCGUGUCUGGUCGAACGCGCGCGCGAUAUGUGAUGUGUUUUUGUAUAAUACCGCUCUAUAUAAAUACCUAUGUAUUAUAUAUCGUAGGAAGGACGGCCGUCGGGUCGCCGUUGCCGUUGCCGAUUCCGCUGAUGCUCGUUAGCGAACCUAGAGGAGUAAUUUAAUAACCUAGAAGACACACACGCGGAGACCAGUUAACGCGCUCCCCGGAGUUAGGGAUCCCCUCCGCCCCGCGUAGACGCGUCGCUACCCCCGUUGUACUAUACACUUCUCCUUAGCAGGAUGUAACAUAUUAUAUCUAGCGCUAUGUACAUUAUAAAGAUUUGUAAUAUUAAUUAUUAAUGGUACGUCAUCGCCAUCCUUGAUUUUUCUCGUCACGGUCAUCGUUCUCGCGUUCGUUAUCGCUAGGACUACUCUUAUGGCGACUACUACUUCUACCACUGUCCCUGUUACUACCUACUACCGAGAGGCUUACUAAUCGCCGUUACUAAUUGCUAACGUUGCCACCUUCGCGCUGCUGUUGUUCCCACCCCGUUUGUUCGUGUUCACCUGGAGUGCGUACACCUUGUCCCGGUACGUAGGAGUAGGGUACAAAAUGAUUCCAUUUGUUUUCACUUUGAGCCCCUGCGGCGAAUUUUUCCCACCUAAUUUGACAAAGGAAAUAUUCCGUUAGACCACUUCCCCAUUUUAGGAACCACCCGUUUUCGCACGGAUACUGCCAAUUGUUUCUUUGCGCCAGGUUGACAUUUUAAUUUUUUUCUUGAAAAUUCCAAUUUGGUCAAGAUUACAGAAAUAAUCGGUCUUGGUGCGUUCUUUAAUUUCUGCUUGAAAUCCACUCGAAGUCUUGGAGGUCCAUUCGAAAUUUAGUGGAGCUUGGAGAGGGCGUUUAUCUUCCCUUUACACGCAUUCCAGGCGUACAUCCUCGACCUCUGUUACCCCUGUACUAACACGCCCCUCUAUUGCCCUCUGUUUCCGUUUAAACGGUAUCCACUAUCACCCCUACUACCAUCGCUACACUAUCACCACUACUAUUACUAUACUACUACUACCACUACUACUAUUACUACUACUACUAUUGUUAUGUCUACUACUGCUGCUAUGAAUUAUAUUUAAAAGUUAAUAUACGGGCUAGUUAGAAGAGUGACACCGGGCCGCGCAUUACGGGGCUCAUAGAAAGUCAUACCGCCGCCCGAGUAUGAUCGAUCUCAUUGUCCGUUGAUGCCGCUGCACUUCCAUCCCUACUCGUUAAACCGAACGAAGAAAACCCGGGGCGAGUCUCGCCGAGGGGGGCCUCGUAUAUAGGAUUCCCUUAGAAUUGUGUCCAGGAUAAUAAUGCGCUUGCGUGUAUAGGAACCAGAAUAAUGCAAAAACGUUAUGCCGUGUCGCCCGAGAUGUCCCCGAGAGAGUUGACAAAGUAUAUACAGUACGUAUCGAGCAACUACCUACUACUAUACAUUGUUAUGCCGACGCGCCUAGAGCGCGGGCUCUAGAUUAAAAUGAAACUUAACAAAGAAAAAAAAAACAAAAACAAAAAAGAAGUAACGAAAAGGACCUCGAGUGCGAAGGACUUUUCGGGAUGGACGAGGUGUGUAUCUCUUGAUGUGUACUAGGUGGCGUUGCGGAAUUCCGUUUCUAUUCGAGCGCCGCUUCGCGUUUAGGAAAACGGCGAUCGUCCUGGCGGACUCGGGCUGCGCUCCGAAACCCGUCGUCUUCGGGGAUUCUAAUCGAGGAUUACGCGAUUAUGUAUAUUUUAAUUUCUCCUUUAAUUUUAUUUCUAAUUUAUCACGCGAUCAUAUGGGCUGCGUCUGACGCGCGGAGGUGUAUUGCCUGGUCGACGACUGGCUUCGGAUCGCUACCUCGCGAUGCCGUCUCGACGUUAAGUGUAGGAGUGUUAAAUUUAACCCGAUGGCAGGACCUCCCAAAACGUUGCGCGUCCUGGUAUGCAACCUUGGUGGCUUCGGUCGUUUGUAAUUAUUUAUGAAUUUCGAAAGAGAGAGAGGACUCAUUUUUUUUUAGGCCCACGCAAAGGGGAGAACGCCAUUUUUGUUUCUUGUUAUUUAACAAUCGCUCGAUGGGUUUCUAAAGUUUUGAUAGAAACGUUUUGUAAAGGGGGAAACGGAGCGGCUGCGAGAGACUUAUUCUUACGCAGGAGAUGUGAAAUUGUUAAUAAUAUGGCGGUCAGGUGCGUCAUCGAAACUGGCCUCGAUUUACGCAUUCGAUGACCGUUCCGGAUCUUUACGAAAUAGUUGCAAAGUAUAGGCUAGGCGUUUAUAAGAAAACUCGUCAUAUUUCGCUUGUAUGACAGAAGCGUGCACGCAAUGACAAGAUUAUAAGUUAUAUUUUCUUUUUUAUUCCGGAACUCAUCGUGACGCUGCUGACCGCGCUUAGUAAUUUUCUUUCCCCUGUGGACUCUUCUCCCUCGCAGCCGCUGCUUCGCAAAUCGAAUCCUCAAUGAGCCGCUUCCUCCUGGUUCUGGGGCAAGGAAAAAAUCUGUAAUUAUUUUGGACAGAUUACAAACGAGCGAAGACCCAUUAAUGUACCAUCCUUAUGACGUGAUCGGGUCGUCUCGUGGGUUUUUCGGCCGAGCGUUUAAGGUGCUAUGAAAAUGGCAUUCCAAGGGUUAAUUGUUGAGAAAACUUUUCCUCAAACAGGGUGUAACGACACUUUUGAAAUUCGACCACGUGAACAUGUAGGCCGGGUACAAAUUCCCGAUGCUCGUGAAAUGUAAUUCUUUGAAUUCGAAAUUAAACAAACGAUUCUACGGAGAUUUAGGCCAUCCGCGUUCCCGUGGUAAGGUUUCAAACGAUAAGGUUCAUCUAGUUCGGCGAAAAGUUGCAUAAAACCCCCCAAACAUGAAUUUCGUACCACCUUAAUACUAGAACUACCAGACCAGUAAAAAUGACUGGUCUCAAAUGGGCCAUCCUGUAGAAAAGAAAUCCGCCGGUAGUUCUAGUGGCACAAAUCGGCUCGGCAAAUCACGGUGGACGAGGUCCACGGGAAAAGUAGUAAGGAAAGAAAGGCGCUCCGAAAAGGAGAAAGGAAAAACCUGCGAAGACGAUCGGUCCCCUCGUCAGAUCGGCCCGCAGGAGAGUCGUCCGGUUUCCCUCCCUUCGCACCGGUAGAAGGCCUUCCGUUGUCCAUCCGCGUUCCAAAGAUGCCCGACGCAUUGUGUAAACGAAAUGUCGAAUGUUCCUCACGAGUCCGACGGAUGCGUUAAGCGAGACGAGUGUCGGCCAGCCUGGGUCACGUCCCUACAAAAGUAAAACCUAGCAUUAAGCCUGCGUAAAAGGGGGAAAAAAAAGUAAGAGGAUACUUCGCGGAUAGCAUGUGCAUGUACAGUGUAAAAGAAUACGUUGUGCAUAUGUACAGUACUAGAGGGUAAACGAGCGCGAGCGAAGUAACGCGAGAGGUAUAGAGAGCGUAUACAUAUACAUAGAUUACGGAGUAACGAGUAAGCGAGACGGCCGACCUCGGCGCAUACACUGCCCGACACGUCGGGCGAGUUUCCGGAAGUAGAGAAAGGGGAGAAAUGCGUUUCCGGUAGGUGGGCUAUAAAAGUAGCGUUCGCGUCGUAGUCGAGGUAUAUUAUAAGUGAUAUAAACGGUGUAAACGAUUCGGGGCCGGGAAAAUGAUCGCGCAGUGUAUGCGCUCGUCGCGCCUUUACCUAUCUUGUAAAAUAUCUGUGAAUACUAUGAUUUAGUUUCUUCCUAUUCUAGGCUACUGGUAUACAAAGUUUAUGUUUACUCGCGUAAGGAGAAUGUACAGAUAUCACAUCUUUUGUUUUGUGUUUUACUGUAGUUAUUGGUAAUUAUAUGGAUAAUAAUGAUAAUAAUAACUAUGACUAAAAGAUCUA
This is a messenger RNA of Orussus abietinus, 20426 nucleotides long. RefSeq names its product protein split ends. Gene Ontology annotation, biological process: regulation of transcription by RNA polymerase II. Gene Ontology annotation, cellular component: nucleus. Gene Ontology annotation, molecular function: mRNA binding. Lineage: Eukaryota; Metazoa; Arthropoda; Insecta; Hymenoptera; Orussidae. The record is from RefSeq and is a predicted model, not a curated record. Bases 1155 to 15767 code for a protein of 4870 amino acids. The transcript is spliced from 14 exons.